AUGAGCAUCAAUCCCACUGAUGAGAAUAAUGUUAUCGUCACUCCUCGAGGAAUCGCAAGCGCAGCUGUCGUGCAGAAUGAUGUCGCAGCCAAUCGUCGAAGAAGGCUGGAGAUCGAGAAGGACCUUCAAGAUGCGAUCCAGUGCGGAGAUAACAUAAGUAUAAAUGGCGCUUCCACUCGAGGGCAAGGUACUCAAGUGGAGCGCAGAGCUCUAAUAAUUGCACCAACAUAUGAGGAGUACAAAAACAAAACGCUAGCGACCUUAACUUCAACCGCUGCAGAUGCAAGACUAGUAUAUAAAAUGCUUGUUGAGCACUUCGAUUAUAAGCCUGAAAACAUUCGGAUUCUUUGUAACGUUAAUGUUCCGGGUAUGGACGGUCGUUCGUUCCCAACCAAAAAAAUAUACGACGUGAGCCCCGGCUAUUAUCGUUUCCUACACUUCAGCGGACACGGAAUUAUUCAACUCAGCAAGAACGAAAAUGAAGGAAAACUGGUUCGGCGCCCAGGGUCAAACAUUUUGGGCAAAGAUCGGUGGAGGCCAGAUGUUAAGCCUAGGCAGGGCGACACUGAGCGAGCGCCUUCACAAAUUACCGCAGAAAGAAUCAAGGAAAUAACAGUGUCACUCGGUGAUCUGGCAUAUUAUAAUGAGGCGAUUGCUACGGGAAAUUAUGACGGCAAUAAGAAGCUAGAAAACAAUUUAAUAUAUGAUAAGGUAUCCGCAAUCGUCAAACUCUCCAAUCUUAAGGCUCACUUCUGUAAACUCAAGACACUUAAUGGGUACCUAUCAAAGCUCCCGGAGGAUUCUGUUAUGACUUGCACACUCGAUUGUUGUGCAAGUGGUAGAAUGCUCAAUUUACACACAAAGGUGGAAGGUGCUGGGUUUAGAGGUGGAGAUGAUGAGAGUGAUUCAGACGAAGACUCAGACGAUAAGCCACCUGGCAGGUGGUCUCGUGAGAAUGAAGCGAUCCGGAACUCGGAACUCGAUCUUAUAGGGGCUACCAACUCACGAGGGGCGUUGGAUCAAGGAAGAGCUGAAGCUGGUUCUGGACAGAAUUCUAGUAAACCGGUCGCCGAGAGAACAGAGCUUGAGGCCGGCUUCAUCCCGGGAGCCAGGAUUUUCUCGAGACUUCUUGGUGCAGUUGGUAUUAGCAGUUUCCAAGUGACUUUGAGUGAAGAGCUCCCUGAUGCAGAAAAGCAAAUGGACCAUACCAGACCGAACCUAUACGACAAAGUUAGCCUCGACGUAACUCAGCAUCGGCAAGCAGCCAUCCCCAAACUGGGAAGCGGCCCCAACCCUCAGUUUGUCCAGCUAUGGGGUUCCCUACCUGAUGAUUCCCAAGCCAGCAAGGACGGUCUCCUGGACUCGAAUGUUAUAUUCUAA
Messenger RNA from Rhizoctonia solani, 1380 nucleotides. Its product is annotated as ICE-like protease (caspase) p20 domain protein. The record is from RefSeq and is a predicted model, not a curated record. The transcript is spliced from 14 exons. Lineage: Eukaryota; Fungi; Basidiomycota; Agaricomycetes; Cantharellales; Ceratobasidiaceae. The coding region runs from base 1 to 1380 and encodes 459 amino acids.